This is a messenger RNA of Synchiropus splendidus (mandarinfish), 4549 nucleotides long. RefSeq names its product discoidin domain receptor tyrosine kinase 1 (gene ddr1). NCBI's taxonomy places the organism in Eukaryota, Metazoa, Chordata, Actinopteri, Syngnathiformes, Callionymidae. Gene Ontology annotation, cellular component: signaling receptor complex; membrane. Gene Ontology annotation, biological process: multicellular organism development; protein phosphorylation; positive regulation of kinase activity. The record is from RefSeq and is a predicted model, not a curated record. The transcript has 20 exons. Bases 281 to 3250 code for a protein of 989 amino acids. Gene Ontology annotation, molecular function: collagen binding; ATP binding; protein tyrosine kinase collagen receptor activity.
CCCAGUGAGGGAGAACCAGUCCGAGACCACGGACCUCAGCCUGUCUCCGACCGCGACCCACACAUUCAGUCGCUGAAGCCGCCGACUGAAGCCAUUUCCACUUAGUCUGCGGUUGUUGUGGAGCCACUCUGGUUGGAUUUUACCGUCACUUCUGGAAGACGUCACUUCGUCCGAGAACAGCGGAAAGUUGGUGUCCGGAGAAGUGACGGCGUCUUUUAGGUAUGCCACUGGUCGUCGCUGUGUCAGCAGACAGGUAACCAGCUGCGUUGCUGCUGCCGCUAUGACAUCACCAACGCUGCAGCUGCUGCUGUUGGCCGUGGCCACAGUCCUGGUGUCAUCCUCUGAGGACCAUGAAUGGCAUUUUAACCCAGCUCACUGUCGUUAUGCUCUGGGGAUGGAGGACGGCACCAUUCCAGACUCUGACAUCACCGCGUCAAGCUCCUGGUCGGAGUCCACCGAGGCCAAACAUGGACGGCUGAGUUCUGGAGAAGGGGAUGGAGCCUGGUGUCCUGCCGCUGCUGUCUUCCCUACUGCAUCAGAGUACCUUCAGAUUGACUUGCACAAACUCCACUUCCUGGCUCUGGUCGGUACCCAGGGUCGUCAUGCAGACGGACACGGCCAAGAGUUUGCCCGCAGUUAUCGUCUGCGCUACUCCCGCGAUGGAGUAAAGUGGAUGACAUGGAGGGACCGUGGAGGGCAAGAUGUGGUGACAGGAAACGAGAACACCUAUGAUGUGGUGCUCAAAGACCUGGGCCCUCCCAUCGUGGCCCGCAUGAUACGUUUCUAUCCACUGGCUGACAGAGUUAUGAGCGUUUGCCUUCGGGUGGAACUGUAUGGCUGCCUCUGGGACGACGGUCUGAAAGCCUACACAGCUCCACUGGGUCACGUCAUGAACCUGUCCGGCAUGCCCGUGUACCUGAACGACUCCACCUACGAUGGAAGCACAGAACAGAGGGUGCAGUUCGGGGGCCUGGGCCAGCUGUGCGACGGCGUCCUCGGGGGAGACGACUUUCUGGAAACCAAGGAGCUUCGAGUGUGGCCGGGGUACGACUACCUCGGUUGGAACAGAGACGUUCUUGGACAAGGCAGCGUGGACAUCGAGUUCCAGUUUGAGAAGCCACGUGUGUUCCACAAAAUGCAGGUGCACAGCAACAACCGGCACACCCUCGGGGUUCGGGUUUUCAACAAAGUGGAGUGCAUGUUUAAGCCAAUCCUCCUGCAUCCGUGGUCCAGCCCUCCGCUCAUCCUGCUGGUCCCUCUGGAGGACCUGAAGGACCCGUCGUCCCGCACCAUCACGCUACCGCUGGGUGGCCGAGUCGCUCAGAUUCUCCUCUGCAAGUUCUACUUCACCGACCGCUGGCUGCUCCUCAGCGAGAUCUCCUUCGUCUCCGAGCCUUUUGAAGAUGGUGUCCUGCAGCCUAAUUCAUUGCCACCGAAUCUGCCGUUGGCACCCACCACGACUUCUGUUCUCGCUCACAACACUUCUUCCUCUCCCACGUCGAGCUCCUCCAACUCCUCCGCCAUUCCUCCUGCCUCCCUCUCCACCACGGGCUCCGGGGCGCACACCACCGGUAACUGGACGCCGUCAGGUUCAGAAUUUGCUGCUGUGUCGCCAAGGGCGGGACUUCCUGUAGCCAAGGAUGACAGCAGCAACACGGCCAUUCUGAUUGGCUGCCUGGUGGGCAUCAUCCUGCUGCUGCUGGCCAUCAUCGCCGUGAUUCUGUGGAGGCAGUACUGGAAGAAGAUCCUGGGGAAGGCUCAGGGAAGUUUGUCCAACGACGAGCUGCGCGUCCAUCUCUCCGUCCCCACGGACAACGUGGUCAUCAACAACACGCACAGCUACUCCAGCCGAUACCAGAGGAUCCACACUUUCCCCGACGACCACGAGCGGGAAGGCGAGGGGGAGUACCAGGAGCCCAGCGCUCUGCUGCGGCCCCGGGACUACAGAGACAGUUCCGCCUUGCUGCUAAACAACCCGGCCUAUCACCUGCUCCUGUCAGAUCACAGAAAAGCCACCAGGCCUCUAGGAGGCGCCGGCACCUCCAAGGCUCAAGAAAAGAGCCUCAAUGUGCCUCAUGCGAUGGAGCUGGAACUGGAGAAGGGAGCGCACGAGGAACCCCCUCCAUACCCCGGGUCACCGCCUUAUCCUAACCUGUCCCCGCCCGUGUCCCCCCCACUCCCUCCGAGCGUCCCUCACUAUGCCGAGGCCGACAUCGUGAGCUUGCAGGGCGUCAGCGGUAACAACACCUAUGCCGUCCCCGCCUUGGCGUCCACCAGCCCCGGGGCCGACGCCUCCCCCCUCCCCGAGCUGCCCAGGCACUUCCUCGUGUUCAAGGAGAAGCUGGGAGAGGGUCAGUUUGGAGAGGUGCACCUGUGUGAAAUAGAAAACCCUCAGGACCUGCCAAGCCUGGAGUUCCCCUUUAAUGUGAGGAAAGGACGCCCUCUGCUGGUAGCGGUGAAGAUACUGCGCCCGGAUGCGUCCAAGAACGCCAGGAACGACUUCCUGAAGGAAGUGAAGAUUCUGUCUCGGCUGAAGGACCCGAACAUCAUCCGUCUGCUGGGUGUGUGUGUGAGCAGCGACCCACUCUGCAUGGUGACCGAGUACAUGGAGUGUGGAGACCUGAACCAGUACCUGUCCCAGCGGGUGCUUCUGGACAAGACCGGACCUUCACAUAAUUCCCCCACCGUCAGCUACCCGGCUCUGAUCUCCAUGGCGAGCCAGAUCGCAUCAGGAAUGAAGUUCCUGUCCUCGCUCAACUUUGUUCACCGAGACCUGGCCACGCGGAACUGCCUGGUGGGAGGAGAGCUGGGCGACAGCGGGGGAGAUCCCAGCGGCGAGCGCCACAUCAAGAUCGCAGACUUCGGGAUGAGCAGGAACCUGUACGCUGGAGAUUACUACAGGAUCCAGGGCCGGGCCGUGCUGCCCAUCCGCUGGAUGGCCUGGGAGUGUAUCCUGAUGGGCAAGUUCACCACGGCGAGUGACGUGUGGGCGUUCGGCGUGACUCUGUGGGAGAUGCUGAGCGUCUGUCAGGAGCAGCCGUACUCCAAUCUGACGGACGAGCAGGUCAUCGACAACGCUGGAGAGUUCUUCAGAGACCAGGGCAGACAGGUGUACCUGAACCGGCCGGCUGUGUGUCCUCAGGGUCUCUACGAGCUCAUGCUGAGCUGCUGGAACCGAGACUGCAAGCUCCGGCCGUCCUUCGGCUACAUCCACUCCUUCCUCACGGAGGACGCCAUGAACAUGGUGUGAGGACAACGCUUGGGCGGGGAAGGACGGAGAACGGGUUUCUGGUCUUUGUAUUUUCUACUGGCGAGAAGGACGGGGCUGAGACGCCGCUGGUUCGGUUCAUUUCCAUGUCAGACCCCGACGCUUGAGCUAGUCUGAGCUGGAUCUUGGUGGUGGGGCUCGCUGCAUAGAGACUUUCCUGGUGUGACUGUCGCUCACGGUACUGACGGAGCUGGGGCCUGGACCCUUUAGUUCUAGAAGCCUCCUUAGAUUGAUCUGCGUGGUUCAUGCAGGUGAUGGAUCUGCCCAUACACACUCACCUGUGUAUGAAAGCUACACAUUUUCAAGUCUUCAAAGUCCAUCAAAAAUGGCUGUAAACCUCCAGAGAGACUAGCAGGUUGCUCUCUCGUCAGGCAGUUUUCUUUCAUGUACUCCUCCCACAGUAGCCUCAGACUUGUAUUGAUCAUCGUUGGUCUUAAAUUGAGAUUUUCACGGGACUCUCUUGUGUAUUAAGAACUUGGAGUCAUACAACGUGCACCAGAGCUUCUUACUUUAGCUCCACAAACAGAACCCACAGAAGCUACUUCUGCCCCGUCUCCACUAGAGACACGCUUCUAUUGGAGCGCGUGACCAACCAGUAACGCCAACGGGCGACACCUGGUGGUGACAUGAUGCGUCGAGCGUCUGAACUUGCGCAGACAGACUUGACAAAAUGCACAGAAGAGGACAGGCGGCUGAACAUGACGCUUCCUAUGUUUAGAAAAAAGACUUUGCUGCCCCCUUGAGGUGGAGGAUGGGACCUGCCGGUACCCCGAAAGAAUUCCGAGCUCACCUGCACUUUAAACCCUCCAUGCAUGUCCGAGUCACGACUCUCGAGUUCACUUUUGAACGCCAUUUAACCCUCUUUGACGAGUCAAAGCCUUGGAUUGUGACAUUUCAAGUGAUGCAAAAUAGUCGCAUCAUUUCUGAUACACUGUCGUCCAACGUUUUUAUACACAUACUGUACUUGUCCUCCUGACCUUGAAGCUGUACAUAUUUUUAAAGAAUUGUGAUUUUUCCUGAACGAUUCCUGUAACUCGCUCUAGAACGCUUGCUGCCUUCCAUGCUCUUCUAGUUCUAUGUGUCUAUUUUUGUAGACGUUUCAAUAAAGUUACACAAAUUUAAACUAAAAGCUGCAGAGUUUUCAAUGCACCUUAAAGUUCGUUUCGCGGACACUAACGUUUGACAGUUUUGGUCAGAGCCCUUGUGACGUCAUCGAAUCGUGAUUUUUUUUUGGUGUGUGUGUGUGUGUUUCGACAGUUGCAUGUUUCUGAUGUGAUUUAC